Molecule: messenger RNA, 1847 nt
Organism: Leptomonas pyrrhocoris
Lineage: Eukaryota; Euglenozoa; Kinetoplastea; Trypanosomatida; Trypanosomatidae
Exons: 1
Coding region: 282-1847 (521 amino acids)
Source: RefSeq, a predicted model, not a curated record
AGCGCAGUCGUCUUCUGCGCAAGUGAACGCGCAGGGAGAACGCUCAUCGGCAAGAGCGAAGCAGCGGCGUUUACGGCUCUCGUCGCAGACCGCGCGCUAUAUCGGCGAAGGUACCCGGAUCCAGUAAAAAAAAAGCGCCUACGUACCGUGCUCCUAGAUUGACAACUCAAGGCGCGCAGCCUCAACACGCACGCCUGCACACCUUUAAAUCUCCCUCUGCUUAGAAAUUGAGGAUCUGAUCCAAGCAGCGCAGGGUCCGCCUUGGACAUUCAUAGAAGCGCAUGCCUCGAAUUCAAAGCCGGCUGCAUGCGGAUGAGCUGCUGAGCACGAGGCAGGCUUUAGCGAAGGCAGGUGACGUCAACGCCGCGCUACAGCAGCGCGUCGAGCAGCAGCAAAAAAUUCUCGAUGACGCAGAAGCUCAAAACAAAGGGCUCCGUGCGCAACUCGCGCAGGCACACGAGGAGGCUCAGGCAGCCCACGCGAUGCUAUCCGAGGUGCAGGCGCACUCCGACGAGCGGGAGCGCCGUCUGCGAGAGCAGCUGCAGCGCAUGACGCAGGACGUGCACACCUUAGAGGAGAUGGUGCAGGCAGCACGGCGACGUGAAGCAGCGCACGCACACGCACCGGGUGAGGAGAGCGCGCAGCGACAGCGAGCAGAGACGGGAGAGGUGCAGGCCGACGGCGAGUCUUCACACGAUGUAGCCGCACGAUCUUCUUGUCCUCCAUGUGUCGCGUGUGAAGCGCCGCCCGACGUCCCCAAGUCUCUCGCGCUAAGUGCGUUGCCGGCACCGUCUGCACGUAGCUUUUAUUGGCAGGAGCAGCUGCUGAGUACCGCGCAGCAAGCGACCGCGAGCUUCGACGUUGUGCGACGCCACACUCACGACCUCUGCCAGGCUCUCGGCUCCAGUACACCAAACCGUGAAAUGGAUAGCCUGAAAGCAGCACCGACGUCCACGUCAACAGGCGCGGGACAGGACUUGGCGGAGCGGUGGCGCCGCCAGCUGCAGCACCUGCAGAGCACCGUUGACGAAGUCGUCCAAGCAGACGCGAGGCUGAUCAGCUUUCUCGUCCUGGUAGCGGGGCAGCAAAGCAAAGAAAUCGCACGACUGCACCAGCAGUGGUCGGAGGCGCAGCUGACAAUACACGAGGUGGAGGAAGUCCUGGACGCGGCGCAGACACGCGUGUACGAGCGUGAGCAAGAAGUGGCGAUGCUGCGUGGUGAGUGUGCGGCACUCAGCGACGCACGGCUGCGUUACGAGGCACAAGUCAAUACCCAACUGGGUGAACUGCAAGCCAACCGCGCCGCGGUGCACGCGGUAGAGGAGGAACAUCAGAAGUACGUGGAGACACACAGUCGUCAGGUAGAGGCGCUGACGGUACGACUAGCGCAGUCAACGAGGCUUCAUCAACAGGCCACCUCCUACGCCCACAAACUUGAGGCAGCGCUGCAGGAGAAACAACAUUUAUUAGAAAGCGCGGUUGCGGCCCGCAACGAGCGGCAGCGGCAAGAAGUGCUGACGGCGGCGGAAGCACAAGUAGAGCAGUUCGUCACGCAGCUGAGUCAAUCUGCCCAACAGCUGCAAUCUUCGCUGGUACAUCUCUGCUCCGCCGCUCCCGCUUCACCGACGGCACCGACGAGUGCGGCGCCGUGCGCGUCCUUCAGCGUGCCGCCACCAAAAACGGCCCUUUCGGUGUCUUCGCCGUCGCCGUCGCCGCCCGGCCUGCGAUCCGCUGCGGGCGUGUUGUCGUCGUCGACGCGUGUUGGCACCCGUUCACCUUCCUCUGUGCCGUAUGAUGACUCCAUCUUUCUCGCCGACCUCACGCUACCGUUCUCCUUUGACGGUUAA